Messenger RNA from Anthostomella pinea, 825 nucleotides. Lineage: Eukaryota; Fungi; Ascomycota; Sordariomycetes; Xylariales; Xylariaceae. The record is from the annotation of a GenBank genome assembly.
AUGGACAAAAUAACGGUCCAAGUCGAAGGCUUGAAAAUUGCGCCUCCAGGGGAAGCCGGAUCUAUCAAGGAUCUGGAAGAGAAAAAAGGGCCUAAUUCCGGGUUCGAACAGAAGUGGUGGAACGAGGACGUCGGUCGUGCAAUGGCACAUACGAAAGCGGCAAGAAAACGUUACCAAUCCUCCCGGUUGGAUCGAGACUUUGAAGGCCUAACAAAGGCGAGACAGGUACAGAAACAGACUAUUAAUAAUGCCCAGACAAAAACAUGGCGUCACCUCACAGCAGCAGCGUCCAAAGAUAAUAAGAAGCUUUGGGACCUUGAAAGGGCGGCACGGCUGCGCGGGUUCAAAUCACGAGAGGCGGGAACGCUCCUGCCCUUAAGGAAACCCGGCUCAAUGAGAGGCCUGACAUCUAAGUUCGACAAGCAGGUAGAUAUCCUAUCAGGGAAAUUCUUCCCUUCCCCAACAGCGGACUUGUCUGAUAUUCUGGAAGAUUUUGACACCAGACUAGACCCCUUUGAAAAGAAGUUUGCCAUAAACAGGAAGAUAGACGAGACGGACAUUAAGGCAGUUCUUGACUUGAUGAAGCCCUGGAAGGCCCCAGGCUGGGACUUUCUGUCAGCAGGAUUCCUUAAAGCGUGCGGCAAACCGCUAAGAGUGGCCCUGGCAGAGGUCGCGGAAUACUCGUUUGUUCUGGGCGAGUGGCCAAAGCAGUUCAAAUCGGCAUCAAUAGUGGUAUUACCAAAAGCCGGAAAGACACCAAAAGAGAAGACCCUUCCAGGGGCCUACCGGCCUAUCGCGCUUCUUAGCUGCAUAGGAAAGUCAUAG